UGCAGUGACGGGUGAGAGUUGGAAGUUGAGAGGUCGUAGUAUGAGGUAAAAAGGUAGCUAGCUGGUGCUGCGACAGCUGCAAAGCUUGCAUCCAUCUCGCGCUGUUAACUUUCAUAAAUGCAAGUUUUAUAACCAAUAAUAAUAGUUUUGCUUCUACUUAGCAUGUGUUUACUACAACCAGGCGUCAGAAAAAUAGUUUUCGCUUCAGCAACUGGUUUUAUGCUUGCUAACGCUAGCUAUCUAGCUGGCUAGUAUGUCGCAACCAAGUUGUUGACAUUUCUUCUGGCCGCACCCGACUGGUGCUCAUUGUAGCGAAUUUGGUGUGAAGAACAUUCAGGUAUGGCGGUGUCUGUGCGUGGGCUGUACUUUGUGGUGACCCUGUUUCUGGGCAGUUUCUUUGGCAGCAUCUUCAUGCUGGGCCCUGUGCUACCUCUAAUGCUGGUGUCACCCUCCUGGUACCGCUGGAUCACAGACCGUAUUGUGGCCACCUGGCUCACCCUGCCCGUGGCCCUGCUGGAGCUGGUGUUUGGGGUGAAGGUGGUGAUCACGGGUGAUGGCUUCAUCCCAGGGGAGCGCAGUGUGAUCAUCAUGAACCACCGGACGCGUCUCGACUGGAUGUUCCUGUGGUGUUGCCUGCUGAGGUACAGCUACCUGCGACUGGAGAAAAUCUGCCUCAAGGCCGCCCUCAAAGUUGUGCCAGGCUUCGGCUGGGCCAUGCAGGUGGCCUGCUUCAUCUUCAUCAAGCGUCGGUGGGAGGAGGACCGCAGCCACAUGGAGAACAUGCUAGAGUACUUCUGUGACAUCAGAGAGCCCCUGCAGCUCCUCCUCUUCCCUGAGGGCACUGACCUCACCGACUACACUAGAGCAAGAAGUGAUGACUUUGCGGAAAAGAACGGCCUGCCUAAGUUUGAGUAUGUGCUGCACCCCCGCACCACUGGAUUCACCUUCAUCGUGGACACUCUCCGCAAAGGAGACAACCUGGAUGCCGUCCAUGACAUCACCGUGGCCUACCCCAAGAACAUCCCUCAGACGGAGCGCCACCUGAUCCUGGGGCAGUUCCCCCGGGAGAUCCACUUCCAUGUGCGCCGCUACGAGGCCUCCGCCCUGCCCACAUCCCCUUCCGCCCUGCAGGCCUGGACUCAGGAGCGCUGGGCAGAGAAGGAGGUACGCCUGAGGGACUUCUACGCCGCUGAGCCCCGGGGAUUCGACAGGGAGGGCAUGUGCCGCGUGCCCCCUUGUAAGACGGAGCUCCGCGUGGCUCUGAUCAAGGCAGCAUCUCUGUUCUACUGGAGCUCUUUCAUAGCCUUGUCCUUCGCAGGCCUCUGGCUCUGGGCCCCGCUCCGUCUGUACUUCUUAGUGAUGAUGGGCGUCUACUUCGGCCAGCAGAAGCUGAUAGGAGGGCUAGAACUACUGGAGCUGGCCUGUCAUCGCUACUGGAAGUCUGUGACUAGGGACGAGAAGGAAAAGAUGGUGGACGGGAAGAAGGAGUGAUGAGGAAGGGACGGCAGGAGGCUAACGUUUCUGCAGUGUUCAGUGGGGAUGCUAGGCCUGAGUCCACAGUUGGGCUUGGAGCAUAUGCUGGAGGGUCAUGGGCAAUCUCCCUCGCUUCACAGGGAGUAAAGGGUGAACCGGCAGGCAAUGUGCAUGGCUUCUAGGGUGAGCUAACCUCAGGGCUGAGGAUGCAGAAAAAAAACACAGGAAAGAAUGAAUGUUGUUCUUCUUGCUGGCUUGCUGGAGUCAUAGUAGCUCAUCACAGCCAUUAUGCUGUAAAACCUUCAUGUGUCUGACUGUCUAGCACCUUUGCUGUCUACAAUUAAGAGGACUAUCAUUGGUCAUCCUUUUUGUUCUUAUGUUUAUAUUUCGUAUCGUGCUAGAACCAGUGUCCAUACAUGUGUAUGGGUUUCAUAUACAGAAUAUAAUGUCUUAGCCAUGUGUUUUAAAUUGAUUUUAUUAUUGUUUUGCGUGUUUCCUUGGUUAUGUAUUUAUUUAUUUUAAGUGAUGGAACAGAGCCAUAUACAUAGCACUCAUACAUUAGAUGUGUGUAUGCUGUGAUUAUUUUAGUCCAUAUUUUAACCGUUAUUGUUCUGUGUUUAGCCAAUGUAGGUUAUCCGUUAGUCUAGCCAAAUGAAUCACUGUUUUCCGCAAGCAAUCAUUAGCCAACAAAAAAUGAUUACCGGUAGAAAUGAAUGUUAUCUGUCCAAGCGAUGAGUCAGUUAUACACUUAGUGUAGAAUGGUUUACUGGCGUUGAAUCUGAACACUCUUAAGACAUUAAGGUCACUGUCAUGCCAUUUACAUUAAAGGUGCAAUAUGCAGAAAUUGCUUUGCCAUUCCCUGGUU
Molecule: messenger RNA, 2338 nt
Organism: Salvelinus sp. IW2-2015
Lineage: Eukaryota; Metazoa; Chordata; Actinopteri; Salmoniformes; Salmonidae
Gene: lclat1
Product: lysocardiolipin acyltransferase 1
Biological process (GO): phosphatidylinositol acyl-chain remodeling
Cellular component (GO): endoplasmic reticulum; endomembrane system
Molecular function (GO): acyltransferase activity
Source: RefSeq, a predicted model, not a curated record